CUUCUAAUCUUAAUAAACUACCAAAAAUGUAUUUUAGUUGAAUUUAUUUACUAAAUUGCCAUCUCGUCGGUUCUCUGCCGCGCCGUCGGCCGCCACCCACCUCUCCGUCAUGUCAGUCCAAUUCUCCCUAUCAAAGCUCCGUCGUUGCUCUCGUAAUUUACCGGAAAUCUCCUUUCUCCACACUGUCACUUCUUCAGACUCUUAUACUAAAACCUCAAACCCUUCCAAUCACUAUCGCCGCCACAACCAUGGCCACCGCCGGCACCUCCACUUUCUCAGCUCGUUAUUACCGUCGCAGCCGCAACUUUCUGGACCGCGCUGUGUUUCCUUCUGCCGUUCGUUCUCCACUCGCGGCUGGCGAGUUGGUGAUAUCGGUGACUCGGUGAUGACUCAGUAUGAGAACACGGAGUUGUCAUUGAUCGGAGAAAAUGUUAGUGGAAGUGUUGAGGAUUCAAUUCUCCCAGUACGUGCAUUGAUUUCAUUGCUGGAUGGUUAUCAUGACCUCACUGGCUUCCCUUGGUGGAUCAUAAUAGCUUCUUCAACAGUGGCUAUGAGGCUGAUAUUGUUCCCGUUUGUAAUAUUGCAACUCCACAAGUUGAUGAGGAUUGGAGAGUUAUUUCCUAAAUUGCCUCCUCCAUUCCCUCCGCCUAUGUCAGGAAGGAGUUUAAGAGACCAACUUAAAAUCUUUUUCAAGCAGAAACGAGAAGCAGGAUGUCCUUCAUUUUUUUGGUACUUCGCCUCUCUGACAGUUCAGAUGCCCUGCUUUCUUCUUUGGAUUACAACUAUUAGAAGAAUGUCACUGGAUCAUCACGAAGGCUUUGAUUGUGGGGGCAUUCUUUGGUUCCAGAACUUGACUGAGUUCCCUAGCGGUAUUUUAGGGCCAGUCAUUCCUUUACUGAUUGCGGGCUUGCAUUAUGUCAAUGUUCAGGUAUCCUUUCAGAAAUCUUCAGUUGGAAAUAUGGGUGGAUUCCUGGGAUUAUUAGCCGAGUACUACAAGAAGUACUUGGAAGUCCUGACCUUACCCUUAUUGUUUAUUGCAUUCAAUAUUCCCCAGGGGAGUUCAGUCUAUUGGCUUACCAAUAGUUCGAUGACUGUUGUUCAGCAACUAUCACUAAAGCAUCCAGAUGUUCGCAAGAAACUGGGCCUACCUCAUAUGGAUCCUCAGUCAGUGACUGCACAUCAGAAAGAGUUAGGUAAUCCUGAAGAAAUCAAAAUAGAACCAUCAAAAAAGCAGCGGAAAGUAUCUGUCCAGAACCUAUCACCUCAUGAAUUGGUUAAUCUUUCAAUCAAAUUCUUAGCAGGAGGACGUAAAGAUGAAGCUAUGCCCUUUCUUCGACUUGCUCUUGCAAAGGAUCCCGAGUAUGUUCGAGCUUUGCUUGUUAUUGGCCAGUCACUUUUGCAAGAUGGUUCCUUACCAGAAGCUACUGAAUACUUGGAACGUGCUAUUGCUAAGCUUCAGCUAAAGGAGAAUCCGAUGGACAUUGAGGAUGUUGAUCUCCUGAUUCUAUCAUCCCAAUGGGCAGGUGUUGCCUGUAUACGGCAGGGUAAGAUGGGAGAGGGACUUGUACACCUGGAACGAAUAGCUAGUAUAAAAGAGCCAGAGGACCCAAAGAGCAAGGCUCAUUACUAUGACGGAUUAGUACUGCUGUCAAGUGCGUUGGUCAAUGUUGGUCGCAAGAACGAUGCAAUUAAGCAUCUGCAAUUGGCUACUGCUUAUAAUGAGUCUUACAGGGAACUUCUGCAACAAUGCGAAAAUGAAGAGGAUGAUAUCACUGGUGACCUUGUCAAUAGUAGAAGAGCAGAUUACUGAGUUUUGCGAGCGCAUUUUGUGCAUUUUCCCCUUUAUGCUUUUGUUGGCUUGUCUUAUUGUUAUUUAGUUGUAUCAUAGUGAAUAAUUGCCGCUGUAAAACUUUGUAGGCGCCAUUCUUUUUGCUGAAAUUUUUUUGAUAGGUCAAUGAUGUAGUAAGGUUUUCGUUGAAUCUAGAUCUUAAAUUGAUCGAGGUGUCAACAGAAUCUGUACAAAAUGAUUUUGAUAGAGAUCAGAUUUUUUCCCCUUGAAAUACCAUGAGGUUUGUUGUUUGUAGAUCUCCUAAAAGGAGAAUUCGUAUAGGUACAUUCAAAUUCUGGGAUUGGAUAAGUUGGUGAAUCAAUGUUUUUAGCAUAACUCAGUAA
Messenger RNA from Nicotiana tabacum (common tobacco), 2172 nucleotides. RefSeq names its product ALBINO3-like protein 2, chloroplastic. Gene Ontology annotation, cellular component: mitochondrial inner membrane. The record is from RefSeq and is a predicted model, not a curated record. Gene Ontology annotation, biological process: protein insertion into mitochondrial inner membrane from matrix. Lineage: Eukaryota; Viridiplantae; Streptophyta; Magnoliopsida; Solanales; Solanaceae. Gene Ontology annotation, molecular function: protein binding; membrane insertase activity.